UGUACUCUUAAUGCACGUUGAUUGGUUUAAAAUGGCAACUACCACUUAGUUCAAGGACAAAAAAUUUCCGAAGAAGGCGAACAAAUUAGUUUGGAUCUGAUUUUUUUUGUUAUUUCUUCCUUUAACAGAGCAAUUUACAGAUUUUACAGAUUGAAGAUAUCAUUAAAGUUUGAUCAGUGAGUUACAAUGUGGAGGCAGAAAUCUCAUCUGCUGUGGCGUCAUGUCAACAGUCCAGCUGGUAUCUAUGGCAACCAGUGUGUCAGAUGCAUGUCAGAUUCUGACAGGCCAACAUUAGCUAUACGAAGAGAGACUGUUAAUGUUUGGGAGAGAAGAGCACCUUUGGCACCAAGACAUGUGGAGAAGUUAGUGAAGAAAGGAGUGAGAGUUAUAGUUCAGCCAUCUAACAGACGGGCAUAUAACAUGCAGGAAUAUAUUGAGAAAGGUGCUGUAAUCCAGGAGGAUCUCAGUGAAGCAUCUGUUGUAAUUGGUGUUAAACAAGUGCCCAUAGAUCUUCUAAUGCCAGAUAAAACCUUCUGCUUCUUUUCUCACACAAUCAAAGCACAGAAAGACAACAUGCCUCUACUUGAUGCUAUACUUGAAAAGAAUGUAAGACUGAUAGAUUACGAGAAGAUGGUGGACGACGGGGGUCAGCGUGUUGUAGCUUUCGGUAAAUAUGCCGGUGUGGUGGGAAUGAUAAACAUUCUACAUGGUAUGGGUCUACGUCUGCUAGCUCUUGGACAUCAUACACCAUUCAUGCAUAUUGGACCCAGUCACAACUAUCGUAACAGUGAGGCUGCUCGACAAGCUGUGAGGGACGCAGGGUACGAGAUAGCCCUCGGUAGAAUGCCUAGAUCUAUUGGACCUUUAACAUUUAUAUUCACAGGGUCUGGAAAUGUCUCCAACGGAGCCCAGGAAGUAUUUCAAGAGUUACCACAUGAAUAUAUAGAACCUGAUCACCUACCAACUGUUGCUAAAAAAGGAUCAAUGAGGAAAGUGUAUGGUUGUGUGGUCAGUCGUGAUGACCACUAUGUCAGGUUAGAAGGUGGUAAAUUUAAUGCUGCAGAGUUUGAGGAGCAUCCAGAAAGAUAUGCAUCAACUUUCAGUCACAAGGUUGCACCUUACUCCUCGUGUAUUAUAAAUGGUAUAUACUGGGCCCCAAAUUCACCUAGACUACUGACCAUUCCUGAUGCUAAAACACUUCUGAGAGCUGCUGAAUUUCCAUGGAUUCCAUCGAGUGAGGGUUGUCCGCAAUUACCACAUCGAUUGAUUGCAUUAUGUGAUAUCUCGGCGGACCCAGGGGGCUCGAUAGAGUUCAUGAAAGAAUGUACAACUAUUGAUAAACCCUUCUGUCUGUAUGAUGCUGAAUUGAACGUGGAAAGAGAAAGCUUUAAAGGAGAUGGUGUGUUGAUUUGUUCUAUAGACAAUAUGCCAGCCCAGAUGCCUAGAGAGGCCACAGAAUAUUUCGGGAGUCUGUUGCUGCCAUACAUCCCAGAGAUUCUAAAGUCAGAUGCUAAAGGAUCCUUUGAAGACUAUUCUGCCAAUCCGACUGUCAAAAAUGCUGUCAUUGCAUCAAAUGGAAAGUUGACACCCAGUUUUGAGUAUAUUGAUGAUUUGAGGAAAAGGAGCAUGUCAUCUAAGUUAAUGGAAGUUGUACCAGGACAGAAGAAAGUGUUGGUACUUGGAGCAGGAUAUGUUGCUGGACCUGCUGUAGAGUACCUGAGUAGGGACAGUAAUAUCCAGGUGACUGUUGUUUCUCAGUUGAAAGAAGAGCUAGAAAGAAUAGAAUCUAGAUGUUCAAAUGUUGAAUGUCAGAUGUUUGAUGUGACACGGCAUCCGGAGGAAGUUGAUAAACUUGUACCAGAAUAUGAUGUCGUAGUGAGUUUAUUACCGUACACAAUGCACCCAGAAGUUGCCAAGUCAUGUAUUAAACAUCGUAAAAAUAUGGUCACUGCAAGUUAUGUUACACCUGCCAUGAAGGAGUUACACAAAGC
Ruditapes philippinarum (Manila clam) is the source of this 1991-nucleotide messenger RNA. Its product is annotated as alpha-aminoadipic semialdehyde synthase, mitochondrial-like. The transcript is spliced from 13 exons. NCBI's taxonomy places the organism in Eukaryota, Metazoa, Mollusca, Bivalvia, Venerida, Veneridae. The record is from RefSeq and is a predicted model, not a curated record. Gene Ontology annotation, molecular function: saccharopine dehydrogenase activity. Gene Ontology annotation, cellular component: cytoplasm. The annotation marks the transcript as partial.